UUCAGUUUAUUAACAAUGUUUUGCUAUAAAUCUAGUGUCAUUGGAUUCAAUGGUUAUCUUAGAAAGCUCACUAACCCUUUUGCUGUUUUUCUCUUGCAGAACUCAAAGAAUGCUCAGGGUCUGGUGGGCCUCAGGAAUCUAGGAAAUACUUGUUUCAUGAACUCCGUACUGCAAUGUCUAAGCAACACUCAUGACCUGAGGGACUACUGUCUGCGUAACUCGCACCGUACUGACCUUAACAACAACUGCAGGGUCAAAGCUGCUCUAAUGGAGGAGUUUGCUAAGCUCACUCAGACUCUUUGGACAUCUGCUAGCAGUGAGGCCAUCAGCCCUUCUGACUUCAAAAUGCAGAUCCAGAAAUACGCCCCUCGAUUCGUUGGUUACAAUCAGCAGGAUGCUCAGGAGUUCUUGCGGUUUCUCCUGGAUGGUCUCCAUAACGAAGUAAACAGAGUGAUAGUGAAACCCAGAACCAGCAUGGAGGACUUUGAUCACCUCUCGUACGUAGAUACACCAAGCAGGUUCUAAAAACCUUCCCAUCAUGUUUGUUGUUUCAAAAAUAGCAAUGUUUAUGGUUUCAAAAUUAGCAAUGGUUUAAAGCUAAGAUGUUUCAAAUUUAUGUAUAAGACCUUUAUAAGAAUUUAUAAGCCAACUUACAAGACUUCAUUUUUGACAAAUUCUAAGGCAGCAUCACGUGUAUCGUAAAAAUGUAACGUAGUUCAUCUGCAGCAGACCAUGAGCGGGCUAGCGAGCAGCUCAUUGGUUCGCUCAGGGGGACCCUUGUAAGUGGGAAUUAAUAAUGUACGUGAGCAUGAAAGGGCCAGCAAGCGGGCCGGGAUUGUGUAGUACAUAAGCACGAGGGAAGAACAAGCGGCACGCCGGUUGUAUGAGUUAGAUCACGCCGCGAGCUUGAGAGAUCUGCUCUGACUGGAAUUGGCUACGGGGCUGUCUGCGACAGCUGAGCGAGCUCCGGGAACCAAGUCUGACUCUCCCAACGCGGGCCUGUGAGGAGCACCAAGUGGCGUGUUUCCCUGAUCCUCUGUAAGACCUGUGGCAACAGGGAGACCGGAGGGAAUGCAUAAAGCGGGUGGCUGGGCCACUCCUGGGCUAGCUCGUCCUCGCUGUUUUAGAAAAAUAUUGGGCAGUGAGCAUUCUCCUCUGACGCGAAGAGAUUCACCUCUGCUCUGCCGAAUAUUUGCCACAGUUUCUGGACUGUUUGAACGUGCAGGGACCAUUCUCCCGGAUAGAUGGGGUUCCUGGACAGUCUGUCUGGGCCGUCGUUAAGAUGGCACGGCACAUGCGUCACUCUUAGCGAGAGCAGGUGGCUC
This is a messenger RNA of Pimephales promelas (fathead minnow), 1325 nucleotides long. The record is from RefSeq and is a predicted model, not a curated record. Lineage: Eukaryota; Metazoa; Chordata; Actinopteri; Cypriniformes; Leuciscidae.